GUUCUGCCCAUGAGGCUGACCGGCCAGUUUGAUCCACGGAAUUUUGCGCCGCCCGGGAUACCCUGGCGGCUGAACUCGCCAGCUCUAACCCUCCUGUCCUCUCAGCUUCUUCCCAUUAUUUUCUUACUCCGAUUGAUGAGUAGCACGCAGCACACAGCACAGCUGAGGUUACCUCCAUUCGUGUGCGCAAUGUAAAAUACAAAAGAUAAAAAAUAGAAAAAACACUACUCCAUACUUGUAGCGGUAAUUCCCUUGUCUUUCC
Molecule: messenger RNA, 262 nt
Organism: Aspergillus welwitschiae
Lineage: Eukaryota; Fungi; Ascomycota; Eurotiomycetes; Eurotiales; Aspergillaceae
Exons: 1
Coding region: 10-195 (61 amino acids)
Source: RefSeq, a predicted model, not a curated record